ACUAUCAAACAUUCAUUGCUGUAACUGGUUAUUAUCUGACGAUUCAUCUGGAUUGCUUAGCUUAGUAAAAUAUUUGUUUUAAGAAAUCCACCAUAGUUUGUUCCUGCACCUAAAUACGUAGUAGCUGAAUUCUUGAACAGGUUGAAUGGUGAUUGGUGUACUACUAUGUUACUUCUAUGUUCAAAGUCGACAUCAUAAUACAGAAAGGACUAGCUACGGUCUAGUGUGAGGAUUGAGUAAUAGAAAGUAGAUCCAGGUUCGUCGCUUUGGUUCGCGUUGAGAAUAACAAUGGAGAGGGUCGUAGCGGAGGAGGUGUGGGGUGUUAUAUCAAGACAAACGUAACAUAUAAGAGAAGUCAAGACUUUGAAGACAACUCAUUAGAAUUGAUGUGGAUUGAAUUCCAACUGAGAAAUCAUAGACUGUACCUUCUAGGAAAAGUGUGCAGAUAGACAACAGCUGCCUUCCAUUGUACAAAAAAAAAUUAAGACAAAUUUGAUUUGUAUAUUUUUGGUUCAAUAUAUAUUACAGAUUUUUUUUACCGUUGAUAUACUAAUUGCAGUUUGAAAUACUAUAAGAAUAAGUUCUAUGCAUUUGCUAGAUAUUUAGAGUGUUGUGCUAAUUAAAAACAAAAACAAAACUUCAAAGGUAACAAUAAUUAUGGCGACACUUGAGCACACCGUUUCGCAAAAUCUAAAGUGUCCGGUUUGUUUUGAUUUGCUUACUGAUCCAAAACAACUGUCAUGUACACAUACGUUUUGUAAAAAAUGUAUUCGAGAUAUUCUGGCGUUCUCUUUACUUGAAAAUAUUUUGUCGUGUCCAAUAUGUAGAAAUACUACAACUGUCGCGAAUGGCGAUGUUGCAAACCUUAAAACUAACAUUCCUGUUAAGUCACUUGUUGACGGCGUCAGGAAUAGUAAACAGCUCUGUGACACGUGUGACAAGCAAUCAAGAGCCGCACACUUCUGUUGCGAUUGUGGUAAGAAUAUGUGUAACGCAUGUCUGCAAGAUCAUAACAACUGGAACCCUAAUCUUAAACACAAAGUAGUGAGUGUUGAGGACAUCAGAGGGGGAAGGGUCGUCUUAGAGAAGAAGUUAUAUUGUCGGGAAAAGAUACAUAGAACUGAGAAGUAUGAAUGCACUGAUGUAUGCACGACAUGUAAGAAGCUCAUUUGUACGAGAUGUCGUAUGCUCUACCACACUCCGGAGAAAGGCCAUUGUGUUAAAGAUGCCGGGGAGUACACCGCCUCCAUCAAAAAUAGAGUUGAGACCCUACAGUCACGUGGUAAAACUAAAACUAAAACAGUCAAGAAUCACAUGACUUGUAUUGAUCAUCAAAUCAAACGCGUCAACUGUCACAUUGAUGGGGAAAAGGCAAAAAACAACAGGAUUUGCGAAGAAGCUAUCAAUAAAAUAACAGAGAGGAAUGCUACCUUGAACAAGCAACUCGAUGAUCAGAAAGAAAAAAUAGUUAGGAGUUUAUAUAAUAUGAAAAUUGAUAAUCAAAGGUUAGUUAAGAGUAUUGAGAGUGCGAGUGAAUUGUUGAGUAAUAGUUUGAAAGGCCAAAUAGAAGGAGAUGCUGCAGCAAUUUGUGAUUCAUUGUCAUUUGAAUUGAAUAAUGUAUUAGAUAGGGAUAAUCCAAAGAAGAUGGUUGCUAUUGAUGUCGGCGAUCAUGCAGAGGAACUGACGUUUACACCAAGCUGCGAUACUGAUACAUUAUCAAUUGGGGAACUGAGGUUUGUGAAAUGUAAGCCGAAAUGCAAUGCAGCACUCUCAAAGAAGGACGCUAUGAAUGGCAUAGCUGCUACCAAUAAUAGUAUGGUAGCAGUUGGUUAUAGCGAGGGGGGAAUCUAUAUCUUCUCUCCUCAUUGUCAGCUUCAGGAGGCAGUGAUCAAAGACGUAUGGAUCGUGGACCUAGGAUGCCUCUCUGAUGGUUGUUAUGCUGUACGCGAUAGAUAUAACAAGAUGUCACUGUACACAUCAUAUGAAGAGAGACAGGAUGUGACAUUCGAUACUCUUGGUAAGAGUGAAGGUGGAACAGGUGGUCUCGCCGUUGACAGCAAUGAUCUGAUCUAUGUUAGCUACAGGAAAGCUAAGAAGAUCCAGGUAUUCUCACCAUCAGGUGGCAAGGCUAUGAGGGUGAUACCAUGCGAUGGGUAUGAACCAAAGCAAAUCACAAGUUAUGGUGAUUCAUUGAUCGUUAAGCAGGAUGACACUCAGAUAGCACGUAUUAAUAAAAAGGGUGUUAUAAUGUAUCAAUUAUUACGUAAACCUCUGGAAAUACGCCUCUUUGCCGCUGUGAGUAAGGACAAUACAAUCCUGAUUUCCUCUGUAAGAUUCGAGGAAGGUCUGCUCAAUAUCGAUGAGUAUACCGGUGAGCUCAAACACAUUAGGAGUCUUAUAUCUGAUUACAAGAUUGAGAAACCUGAGAGACAUUGGUAUUACCUUCAACAGUUUCAAUCAGGAGAGAUAGCUUUCUGUACACCUGAUAGGCUCUAUGUAUUCAACCUAGUUACUAGUAAAGUUACCUCGUAAGAAUAUUAUUUUUUGACCUUCAAGAGCCAAUUAAUUUCCUACUUUACAAAUUCUUAAAUUCACCAGUUUCAAUGCUAAUCUUGGUAUUUAUGUUUCAUUAAUGUCAAGAAACUUAAUUCAUUCCAUUCGAUAAAAAAUAAUGUAAACAAUAGAAUAGUAAAAGGCAAAAGUACAUAAUAUACAAUUGUUAUUACAUACAGAGGAGAGUAAUUGAAAUAUGAGACUCUGCAAAGGUUGAAAAAGAAUUAAACUUCAGUUGAAGAAGAAUCAAGGUACUGUUAGAUUAUUCGUGUUUCUGAUUUCGAAAGGAAAAGGGAAACGAGGAGGCGCGCUCAAUUUUCUGUUUCGUGAAGGUGAAACAGAAAAAGGGAAAAAGAUAUUUCAAUUCAAUGUUAUGUUUCGUGAACGCGAAACAAAAAGAGGAAACGAAACUUUCAAUUCAAUUUUGUGUUUUCAAAAGGAAAAAAAUAAAAAUUAUAAUAUGUAAAAAAAAGUCAAACGGAAGAAUGAACCGUUUUUUCUGUUUUCUCGUUUUUACAUCUUUCAUUUUUUAAUCAAAAGCAAUAUAUCUAACGAUACCUUGAUUAGGAAGCUCUGUCCAAAGCUGCACCCCAUCUGUAUCUUGUUUAACAUAGUUUCAUGCAUGUGUACGUAGAUUUCACUACGUCUAUCUUUACCAUUCUUAAAAGAAUACAUUUUGAGGGCUUUCCUUGAAACUCCAUUUAAGUAGAAAUUAAUUUAACAAAGUGACUGUUUGAUGUUGCAUUUUCUUUCCAUUAAAAUAUCAUUUUGCAUACCCUUAUUUAAAAAAAAUAUGUACAAGCAUAAAUACAUGUAAAUGACACCAAGCAAAAUUGAAAAGUGAAACAGCAGAUUACAUUGAUUAUUCAGAAAUGACUAAAACCUAUAUUUCAUAUCCAAUGUUUACUUCCUUAAUGAAGAAUAUUCUAUGACAUAAACGACUGAUGUUGACAACGUGACCAGUAAUGAGUCUGGUGCCCUAUAGUAGGCCUACGGAAGAAAAAAAAUCUUUGUUGAGAAUGGGGAUUAAUAAAUACAAGUCCUAAUAGUUUUAUGUAAUUGUAAGUGUAUGUGUGUGCGUAUCUUGGGGGUGGGCCAGGAAUCUUCAGGGAAAUGAAAUGAGGAAAAAUUUAAGACUCACAAAAUAAAAAAUCUAAAGCAAUGAUUAAUCGCAAUAACAAUUUAAUACAAUUAAAAACAAUCAAUCGACCAAUAUUAGAUCAAUGCGGCAAAAAAUCAGAUGUUGGAAAAUCCUGGCGAAAGUUAAACCGAAUAGAAUGAUGGUGUAUAUUAUUUGUAGAUUACUUCUGUUGGGGUUAUAAACCCUACUUGGAUGCUAUGGUAUGUUCAUGAUUUGGAUGCAUUUACCAGUUUGUUCAUAAUAAUUUUCAUUACAUAUUCCUUUUUUGUUUUCAAUAUUAUCACUAGCAUAAAUAGACAUCAAUGAGCGAUGACAACAAACAUAUACAUAUCGAAUUCGAUGUCAAUACAAAUAGAAAUCAUAAGAACCACAAUUCAAUUCUUGUUUUUUUGUUUUUGUGUUUUAUACUUGAUCACAUGUAAAACACUAAGUGUGUUCAUAUUGUAAGAAAAAAGUUGAACAGAAGUUAUACAUACCACUAAACCCUUUCUAUUUCCGCAGUCAU
Lytechinus pictus (painted urchin) is the source of this 4199-nucleotide messenger RNA. RefSeq lists its product as uncharacterized. The record is from RefSeq and is a predicted model, not a curated record. Gene Ontology annotation, biological process: protein monoubiquitination. The transcript has 2 exons. Gene Ontology annotation, molecular function: zinc ion binding; ubiquitin protein ligase activity. The coding region runs from base 658 to 2532 and encodes 624 amino acids. Lineage: Eukaryota; Metazoa; Echinodermata; Echinoidea; Temnopleuroida; Toxopneustidae.